AAAAGGGAAAGAACUGUAAAUUUUAUUCUCCAUCCGUCAGACUGCUACUUCCUUGUUCACAUCGAAUAUUCCACAACUUUUAACAUUUUUUGUGCCUAUUUUCAUUAAAAUAUCAAAUAAAAUGACUGGAAAAAUAACAGUUUACAUUAGCAAUGUGGUGUCAAGUAUGGAGACCCGGAAGAACCAAACUAGAAUUCAAGAUGUUCUGGCGGGUAAAAAGAUAGAGUUUGAAGUUGUUGAUGUCUCUGCUAGUAAAGAUGAGUUGGCAAAAAUGAGAGAGAUUGUGGGUAAUGAGCAUGCGUGCCCUCCUCAGAUUGUAAAUGGCACUGUUUACUGCGGGGACUAUGAACAGUUUGAUGAUGCCGUUGAAUGUGGAACACUGAAAGAAUUUUUGAAGCUCUGAAAAAAUAAUGGUGCUACAUCCUUAUUUCUUUUUUUUUUGUUAUGCCAUACAAGCAUUCAUGCCCAACUGAGAAACACCAUGGAUGAGGAAUCACACAUCACAUAUAAUGCUAAAAUGUAAUAUAAUAACUAUUCACUUCAAAUGUAGAAGGUUUUAUGUUGUUAUUUCAGCAUUGUAGUGAAGCAAGCCAUUUUUUAAAGUUGCUUUAUGAUGUAUAAUCACCUGUAAAAUUGUAACAUAUCUGCUCAUUAAUGCAGUAAUUGUCAAGUAGUGAACAAAUUAGUAACACAUUCACAUUUAGCCUGCACACUACAUUCCUCUUUCAGUUUUCCACUGCUACUAUGUGUAUUAUCUGCCAAUGUAUUUUUAUCAAUUUAAAUAAAAUCUUUAAAAAAAAAAGAAACAAGUAGAACACUACAAUAAUUAUUUUAAAAUAUUUACUUCUUAUUCAAACUAUUUGUAAUCAAAGUUAAAUGAACUAUGUAGUGGAAACAAGUAAAUGUGUUCAACUUUCUGCAUCAGUAUUCAAUACAGCAAUAGUAUGUGUAGGUAAAUAAGGAACAAUGGCUUGUCUCAAUCUAGAUGCAUAAAUAUCACCAUUUAAGUGGGAGGAGGGGGUUUAAUUGUAAGACAUUGAAUUGUAAGUGAAUUAACUAAAUAAAGUAAGAGCUUCCAAGGUUCAGUUAAUUAUGAUUUAAAAAUAAACAUAUCAAAAUUUGAUACUUCAGUGGAGUUUGGUAUUUAAAAGAUUAUUUCACAAUCUGCCAUGUUGUAUUUUUACUUAGCUUUUUUAACCUUGUGACAGUGUUUCAAUGUUGAUAUCAGCCCACCUUCUAUAUCUAACAUAAAUCACAAGCUUGCUGUUCACAAUUUUAUAUGGGAUAUUUAUAUGGAAUCAGGUUUAACUUUCUAUACACAUUUUUCAUGUAAUUGAAUGGAAUAUUUUUUAGAUCAUCAGUUUUUUUUAAGCCUUAUCUGUGUGCAUAUA
Messenger RNA from Physella acuta, 1391 nucleotides. Its product is annotated as SH3 domain-binding glutamic acid-rich-like protein 3. Lineage: Eukaryota; Metazoa; Mollusca; Gastropoda; Physidae. Gene Ontology annotation, cellular component: cytoplasm. The record is from RefSeq and is a predicted model, not a curated record.